Messenger RNA from Odobenus rosmarus divergens (Pacific walrus), 1851 nucleotides. RefSeq names its product transcription elongation factor A (SII), 1 (gene TCEA1). The record is from RefSeq and is a predicted model, not a curated record. Gene Ontology annotation, biological process: positive regulation of transcription by RNA polymerase II; DNA-templated transcription; transcription elongation by RNA polymerase II. The transcript is spliced from 10 exons. Gene Ontology annotation, molecular function: nucleic acid binding; zinc ion binding. Bases 212 to 1117 code for a protein of 301 amino acids. Gene Ontology annotation, cellular component: nucleus. NCBI's taxonomy places the organism in Eukaryota, Metazoa, Chordata, Mammalia, Carnivora, Odobenidae.
CGCGGAGCUCGAUUGGCGCUGCCUGUGGGGGCGGAGUCGCUGUCGCAGCCGCCGCCGCCGCUGCGGGCUUGGUUGUGAGGAAAGGCCUAGGCCCGGGCCUGCUGUGGUGGGGUAGUCCAGCGCCUGGCUCUCGUCCUGCCGUCCCCUCAGCUCCAGCUUCGCCCACUUCCCGACCCAAACGGGCUGGGCGCGGGGAAGACCUGCGGGAGCCAUGGAGGACGAGGUGGUCCGCAUUGCCAAGAAGAUGGACAAGAUGGUGCAGAAGAAGAACGCGGCUGGAGCAUUGGAUUUACUGAAGGAGCUUAAGAAUAUUCCCAUGACCCUGGAAUUAUUACAGUCCACAAGAAUUGGAAUGUCAGUAAAUGCUAUUCGGAAGCAGAGUACAGAUGAAGAAGUUACAUCUUUAGCAAAGUCUCUCAUCAAAUCCUGGAAAAAGUUAUUAGAUGGACCAUCAACAGAUAAAGACCCUGAAGAAAAGAAAAAAGAUACUGCAAUUACAUCACAGAAUAGCCCUGAAGCAAGAGAAGAAAGUAGUUCCAGUGGCAACAUAAGCAGCAGAAAGGAUGAGACAAAUGCUCGAGAUACUUAUGUUUCAUCUUUUCCUCGGGCACCAAGCACUUCUGAUUCUGUACGGUUAAAGUGUAGGGAGAUGCUUGCUGCAGCUCUCCGAACGGGAGAUGACUACGUCGCUAUUGGAGCUGAUGAGGAAGAAUUAGGAUCUCAAAUUGAGGAAGCUAUAUAUCAAGAAAUAAGGAAUACAGACAUGAAGUACAAAAAUAGAGUACGAAGUAGAAUAUCAAAUCUUAAAGAUACUAAGAAUCCAAAUUUAAGGAAAAAUGUACUGUGUGGAAAUAUUCCUCCUGACUUAUUCGCUAGAAUGACAGCGGAGGAAAUGGCUAGUGAUGAACUCAAAGAGAUGCGGAAAAACUUGACCAAAGAAGCCAUCAGAGAGCAUCAGAUGGCCAAGACAGGUGGAACCCAGACUGACUUAUUCACAUGUGGCAAAUGUAAAAAGAAGAAUUGUACUUACACACAGGUACAAACUCGUAGUGCUGAUGAACCGAUGACAACAUUUGUUGUCUGCAAUGAAUGUGGAAAUCGAUGGAAGUUCUGUUGAGUUGGAAGAAAUGGCAAAGUGUCUGGACCAUUAAAAAAUGGAUUUUGUAAUUAGCUUUAAAACUAGGCCAAGCAUCUAGUUUCCCUGCAAAUCAGAUUUUUAAAGUAACAUACAUCCCUUGGGUUAGUCUUGGUUUUUGACAUAGCAUUCUUUCCUUAAAUGCCUUCUGUAGUUUCAGAUCAGUAGGGAGCCCACCUAAUAAUUGUAUGGUAUCUGUUUCAAAACAUUUUUUUCAUUUUUAUAGUAAGUUGAUAUUAAACUUUUAUCAGUUAAACUUUUGGCAAUUUAUUUUUACCUUUUUUUUCUUUUAAAAGGAAAAUGUACUGUAACUUUUUUACAGUCCAAACAUACACAGUAGAAAUAUUAUUCUUCUCAGUUAAUAUGUAAAUGGAAAUUAUAUUUUUCCCCCCAUAUUGGCACAUACCUGCAAAUAGUAAAGGAGGAGAAGAGGUAAUAUAAGUUUAUCACAUGUGGUGUGUAUUCAGAUACUACUUGACCAACUUAUCUAAAUUGUACAUAAUAUUUGAACUAGCCUAUGAAAUUGAUCUUAAUUAUUAUGUUCACAAGUCUGGGAUAAUUAGAUAUUAUUUUGCAUUUGUAACUAAUCGUGAUAAUCAUUUCUUGUAAUUUCUUGUACAUGUUUAUGACUUGUUCUUAUUAGAUUUUACUUUUGGAAACAUGACUUUGUUGAAAUCAGUUUGGUUUUGUUGUUUAUUUGCCCGUUUGACUUUGUA